UUCACAGCUGAUUGCAAUGCUGUUCUUAAAGCUCUACAGCCCAUUUUUCAGGAGCAGGGAAUGACAGAAACAGUUUAUAACUGGGAAGACCAUGGUUAUUUAGCAACCUACAUCAAAAAAAAUGGCAGUUUUGCCAAUUUGAGAAUUCACCCCCAUGGAUUAGUGUUGGUGGAUCUGCAGAGCUACAAUGAUCAUACGAAAGGAAGAGAGGAAGUUGAUCAGCUUCUAAACAAAGUAGAAGAAAGAAUGAAAGAAUUGUUUCAUGGUAAUAUAAAAAGGGUGAAACGAUUGCCAGCUAUUUUGAGAGGAGGUGUCAUUGAUAGAUACUGGCCCACAGCUGAUGGGCGCCUGGUGGAGUACGACAUAGAUGAAGUUGUUUAUGAUGAAGAUUCACCUUUUCAGAAUAUUAAAAUUCUGCAUUCAAAACAGUUUGGGAAUAUUCUUAUCCUCAGUGGGGAUGUUAAUCUGGCAGAGAGUGACCUGGCAUAUACUCGAGCCAUAAUGGGCAGCGGAAAGGAAGACUACACUGGCAAAGAAGUGCUAAUCCUAGGAGGUGGAGAUGGAGGUAUACUAUAUGAGAUAGUCAAACUGAAGCCAAAGAUGGUUACUAUGGUAGAGAUUGACCAAAUGGUGAUCGACGGGUGUAAAAAGUACAUGCGUAAAACAUGCGGAGAUGUCUUAGACAAUCUGAAAGGAGAGUGCUAUCAGGUUCUAAUUGAAGACUGUAUUCCCGUACUGAAGAGGUAUGCCAAAGAAGGAAGGAUGUUUGAUUAUGUUAUUAAUGAUCUGACGGCUGUUCCAAUCUCCACAUCUCCAGAAGAAGAUUCCACAUGGGAAUUUUUGCGAUUGAUUCUUGACCUCUCAAUGAAAGUCCUGAAACAAGAUGGAAAAUACUUCACACAGGGAAACUGUAUCAAUCUGACGGAUGCCUUGACUCUGUAUGAAGAACAGCUUAGCAGGCUUUAUUGUCCUGUGGAGUUUUCAAAAGAAACUGUGUGUGUGCCCUCCUACAUGGAAUUAUGGGUAUUCUACACUAUUUGGAAGAAACAAACUGACAACUGAACAUCAAGAUUAUUUGCGAUUAUCCUAAAUGUACAUGCUGCAUGGAGCAUAUAGGCCUGCCACGUGCUGCGUAUUGGCAUCUUGAACCUUUAAAUUAUAUGCUGUAGAUGAUCCUGAAACUUAGUCAUGCUAUUGAUUGUGAAUUCUUUAAAUGUUUUUUAUUAUUAUUUUAAUUUAAAAGCAAAUGGAAAAUGUAUAUUUUGAUGAGCUAGGGUGUUAUUUUUGAAAGUCAACUUAAAGAUGAAUAAGCAGCAAAACUAUAUAGCUGCUGAAUGCACUGAACCUUUAGAAUGUGAUCCUUUUUAUUUUUUUGUAGAUCUUCACAAAACUGAUUGAUUAAAAAAGGCAUCUUUAGCAUUUCAUCACUGAAGGGUGGUCCAUGGAGUUUGUUUUGGCUUGUUUUUUUCACCAGAUUAUUUUAUCUACGGUGCUCUUUAAGGAUGGAGGGGUUUUUGAUUUAUUUUUUUUUUAAAUGAACACCGCUGUGCUUCCAUACAGAAAAUGAGGGCAUAAGUAAAAAAAAGUAGGAGGAAAAAAAAAAAGAAGAAAGAAAAAAUCUUCUGAAAGGAUACCCCAGAUCCUUCAUUGCAAAGGGAAGAAAGCUAGUCUUUAAUUUUGUUUAUUUACUCUAGUUUCAUUCAUUGUUGCUGUAAUUUCAUUUGCAGAAGAAUCUUUGACCUUUCACCUCAUAGAAUUCUUUAGCUGCUGCCAUAUUGAUUAUUUGGAUUUUGGUAUGGAUUUAACUCUAGAUUAUAGAGGCACUCUGAACUCUAUCAACAUGAAAAUUUCCAUCCCACACCACAACACAAGAAACUGAGUGUAAUGAGGUUCUUGUGGGCAUACACUCCUCAGCCUUAUGGGAAGCACUAGGUUCUUAAAGAAGGAAAGGUUGCUUUAGAGGGCAAAGAAAUGUGGGUGUCAUCUAGAUUCCUGUGCACCAGUGUUGAAUGUUUUGAGGCAAGUAUGUGUACUUCAGUAGGGUAGGCCCUGGCCACGUUGCCACAGAUUGACCAUGCUGUGUGGGGCUCUUGCUGAAUUAGAUUCGCUUGCAGUGUAAAAAUCAGUGGAAGCUAGGUUGCAUUGUGGCUUUGUUCUGAAAGAUAAAGCAUUUUUCUUUUAACUGUUUUUCAUGUUGUCCGAAAAGUUCUAUUUUUGUAAGAAUGUGCUAUGUAUUGACUAAAACUUUGCUUUCAGUGAUUAAAAGAUCCCACUUGAAAGGAGGUAGGAAGGAUAUAACCAUUCUGUGCAUUUCUGUACAUUUCGAAGAUAGAAUAAAAAGUGCACUAU
Molecule: messenger RNA, 2349 nt
Organism: Leptosomus discolor (cuckoo roller)
Lineage: Eukaryota; Metazoa; Chordata; Aves; Leptosomiformes; Leptosomidae
Source: RefSeq, a predicted model, not a curated record